Messenger RNA from Morone saxatilis (striped sea-bass), 2342 nucleotides. Its product is annotated as KIAA1191 ortholog. The transcript has 8 exons. The record is from RefSeq and is a predicted model, not a curated record. Gene Ontology annotation, cellular component: cytoplasm. NCBI's taxonomy places the organism in Eukaryota, Metazoa, Chordata, Actinopteri, Moronidae. The coding region runs from base 322 to 1314 and encodes 330 amino acids.
AUCACUUCCGCCGGCUGUGUAACCGGCGAGGUGCGUUCACUGAGGACGUCUCUCAGCGUUUUGUUUACCCUUUGCAUGUCCAAAAGUCAUGGAUGAACCAACCGAUGAACAAACACACGGUCGGCUAUCUGUUCGUUCAGUCUGUCAAAGCGGUGCGACUGCGACAAAGAAAUCACUGCAGCUGUGGAAUAAUCUCAACGGGAGAGAAGAGGAAAUAUUGACAGGUUGAGUGUUCAGAUUUGGAGUUCAAAGAAGAGCAGAGUGGACCUCCAGUCAACCUCCAGAGUCUCCUGUGGUCGGGCCCACUGAUCUACUGUCAAAAUGGCAUCAAGACGGGGAGACAUUCCAGCACUUGAGUCUGGCACGUCAUCCGGUCUCUUCGGUGCCUUUUCGUCUCCGAUUGGAAUGACUCGGCACAAUAUCAUCUAUGACGAGCAUAUGGAUUCCCCUAUGCAUUCACCACCUCCAGACUUGGCUGUCAAUAUGUUGUGGAAAGACCCCAUCAUCCCACAGCACAAGUUCAGGAACAUUGCAGAGGAAAGCGAGAGUGGUGGGAAGUUGCUGACUUUUGAGGCAGCAGCACCAGCCAAGUCCCCAGUGCCUGUUGUGAAAGCCAAAGCCACCUCUUUAAUGAGCUCACUUAUGAUCAAGCAUACCCAGGAGAACCUACAGAGGUUUGAGCACCAGGCAGGGCUGACAGAUGCCGGGUAUUCUCCCCACAAGGGGCUCUCUGCCGAGGAGACGCGCUUUCACCGACUUGGUGACAGCACACUGCCAAAGUUGAGAAUGCCAAGCGGGGACUUCAAGGAGGACAGGCUUACAACAUCAGCACAAUCCACCCCAAGUGGCACCCCUUCUGUCACCCCCUCCGUCACCCCCAGUGUCACCCCCUGUGUUAGUCCCCACACAUCACCGGCUAUUAGUCGCAGGACCUGGUUCCAGCUGAGUCCUGCGCCUUUUCUUGCCAUCCCAGAGCCCAACAGUCUUAGCCCCAGCACAGACAUGGGAGGAAAUGAGGGAGGAGGAGGAGGAGAGAGGUGGAACUUCUUUGGAACUCGAUCUGUGGUACAGAAGUCCCCCACUGACCCAGGCUCUGAAACCAGCACAGGCUUCUCACUUCAGUCCUACUUCGGCAUGCAGAAGUCCUCUACUAUGGAUGGCACCAACACGCAGGUCAACUUCAAGGUGGACGACCCUGCCAACUUCAUGCCCCCCAAGAUUGAGAUCUCGGGCAUUGAGGGCAAGCGGGCGCCCCCUCGGCCACACAAACUUAAACCUCGGGACAUGAAUGUUUUAACACCUUCAGGUUUCUGAAGACAGACAAGCUGUGUAGUUACAUCUCUGUCUAACCUCUGCUCAUUUGUUUCCCCGUCUUUCUCUCUCUCCUCCGCCUCCCUUCAAAUCCACUAAGGUUGAGAGGAAUCAGGACUACCUUUAGGAAUAGCUCACUAGCCUCUGUGACUUCACCGCACUGUUACUCCUCCCAGUGGACCUACAUAGAUGGAUAAUCUUCUAUUAGUCCACACCCUCCUCCGCCUAUCUCUCCCAACUCAUUGGUCCAAAUAAAACACCAUAUGAAGUAACUUAAUUUGUCAUACCUAAAGAUGGCACAGCUUUGUAUUAUUAUUGUUGUUUUGUCAUGUAAUGGGUGCACUGGCAUGCCUUGCCUUGCUGUCCUCGUUCCAUUGUCAGUGCUGGCACGAGAGUGAAGUUAUUGAAAUAUCUUGUCAGCCCUUUGCUCGAGUUAAUCACUUUAGCAUCGCCAAUCAUACUGACCAGCUAUUUCAAUUCAUAAUGCUCAGUUGCCUAAUUUUUUUUUUUUUUUUAAUAAAAAUAGGCUCACUGAUUUGUUGUUGUGUAGUGCUUUUCUCUGUGAGCAUGCAGAGUAUAGUGUGGUAUGACUGAUAUUGUGCCUAAACUUGCAGCGUGUUUGCUUUCUUGCCAUCUAAGCUCAGCUUUUUUUUCCUUUUUCUUUUAAUAAUGUGCAAGAGCAUCUUAUUUUACUUUGUGAGAGUAUGACUGCUGACCUGAAGUGAUUUAUUUUUUAUUAUUGUUAUUUACAACUUAAGUAUUUUCAGAUUGUUCUGCUUUAAAUCCACAUUGUUCAUACUAAAUAGUAGUGGCUUUAUUACAUUUUUACAUUUCAUCUCAAUAUAGUUUCAACAUGCUAUAAAAAUACAAAGCAUUGAAGUGGUAAUUUUUAAUUUAUAAUUUUUUGUGUCACAACACAAGAAUCCCUGCUGUUUUAUUUGAAAAAAGUUGAUGAAUUCCAGUAAGUAAAUGCACAAGGAGAUUGUCUCCCACUUACGUCUGUAAAUAAAUCUGAUACUAACAAGCAAAAA